Messenger RNA from Rotaria sp. Silwood2, 696 nucleotides. The record is from the annotation of a GenBank genome assembly. NCBI's taxonomy places the organism in Eukaryota, Metazoa, Rotifera, Eurotatoria, Philodinida, Philodinidae.
AUGGCUGAAUUAGAUGUUCUUCUUCAAACAUUACAUGACGUUUCAGUAACAAAUAAAAAUCUUAAUAAUAAUAGAAUAACUGUAAGUCAAAUAAAUCAUAAUGAUAUUUUUGAAUUAAUAAAUAGUCAAGCAAGUCAAUCGCAAUCACAAAUAGUUACUGGCAUUAAAGUUAAGAAAAAGAAAAAUUAUGGUAGACUUGUGAAAAGAUUGAAGCAUACAUUCAAAUUGGCUAGUGUUAAUUUACGUAAAUCUGAUAAAUCUAAAGUAUUUCAUUUAGGUAAAAUUGAAGAUUAUCGUAAGAAAUCCGAAGAAUAUAUGGCGAAAACCCAAGCAUAUAAAUGCUUAGGGACAAAUGAUCCAUUACCGGAUUUAAUUAUGCGAACAAAUAAAUACUUGUUGAACUUACGAUUAGCUAAAUGGAUUACUCAAAAACAUUAUGAAAAAUUAUGUAUCAAUUCAUGCGAAGUUGAGCUGGCUCAUUUAUAUUAUUUACCAAAAGCCCAUAAGCCAGGUACUCCUCUUCGCCCAGUAGUUUCUGGUCUUAAGCAUCCUACAAUUAAAAUAUCAAAAUUUCUUCAUGAGCUUUUAACUUUAUUAGUUGAUAAAAUGGCCGUAAAAACAACUGUAACUUCUGGCUUUGAAUUAAUGAAGCAGUUGCAAGAACGGUCAAAGAUAAAUAUGCGUCAAGAAACAUGA